Erythranthe guttata (spotted monkey flower) is the source of this 1706-nucleotide messenger RNA. RefSeq names its product malonyl-coenzyme:anthocyanin 5-O-glucoside-6'''-O-malonyltransferase. NCBI's taxonomy places the organism in Eukaryota, Viridiplantae, Streptophyta, Magnoliopsida, Lamiales, Phrymaceae. The record is from RefSeq and is a predicted model, not a curated record.
GUGUAUUAAAAUGGGGUACCGAAAAGAUGACCUGGAUCAUCAAACGAGGAGAGAUCCAGAGUGAUGAAUUAAAUUGAAGUUGAGAUUUCUAUGAAAAAAGUAAAUUGAUAUUUCGAAUUUCAAUAAAAAUAUGGCCGCCUCCGUUCUCGAAGAAUGCAAAAUCAAUCCUCCGGCGGAGUCAUCGCCGCCGGAGUUUGUGCUGCCGAUUGUAUUCUUCGAUAUGGUGUGGUACGACUUUCCCGCCAAUCAGAGUGUUCUCUUCUUCGAUCUUACAGCAGCUUGUUCGACGAAACCCUAUUUUCUGGAAACCCUUGUUCCCGAUCUGAAAAGCUCGCUAUCCCUCACUCUCGGCGAGUUCCUCCCACUCGCCGGAAAAAUCGUUCAUCCCUUAACCCCCGGAGGCGAUAAACCAAUCCUACGUUACGUAUCCGGCGAUUCAGUUUCUUUUAAUGUUUGCGAAUCCGGGGCUGAUUUCAGCGAACUCGCCGGAAAUCAUCCCCGGAAUUGCGAUGAUUUUUAUGCCUUCGUUCCUAAUCUUCCACCGGCGAACCGUUCUGAAAAGUCGAUUUGUUGCCCAGUGUUAGCUCUCCAAGUUACACUGUUCCCCGGCCAUGGCUUCUGCAUCGGUUUUGUAACUCAUCACGCCGCCGCCGAUGCGUGCACGGUUGUCUCUUUCAUCCAAACCUGGGCUCUCAUCAACAAAACUAAGUACUCCAAUGAUAGUGAUUUGCGUGAUUUAUCGACACGAUCCAACUUUUUGCCGUCCUUCGACAGAAAAAAUACGACGAACAUCAACGGAUUGGACUCGUUGAAUUGGGACCUCAUACUGAAGCUAUCUUGUUCGGUGGAGCCGCCGCCGGUGAAAUUCCCGAUCGACAAGCUCCGGUCAACGUUCGUUCUCAAGAAAGAGCAGAUCGAAAAGCUCAAGGGUUUGCUCGUGGCAGCAAAUUGUCCCAGGCUGUCGACUUUCACAGCCGCAUGCGCCGUCGUGUGGGUCUGCUCGGCAAAAUCCGCGGGUGAUGACGUGGCAGACGACGAGCCCGAGUACUUUGGCUUCGUGGCGGAUUGCAGGGGGAGGCUGAAACCGCCGGUGCCUGGUAAUUACUUCGGCAACUGCGUCGUACCUGUUCGGGCAGAGCUGAAACACGGACAAGCCAAGGGACCCAACGGCUUCGUGAUGGCGGCAAAGGCCAUCGGUGACGCCAUCGUUGAAAACGUGUACAACGAGAACGGAAUCUUGUUCGGUGCAGAGAAAUGGCCGGAGAAGUACAACGAGUUAAUCGGAAAACGGCAGUAUGGGGUUGCGGGUUCGCCAAGAUUCGACUUUUACGCGGUGGACUACGGGUGGGGAAACCCUAAAAAAUUUGAAGCACUGUUUGUAGAUGGUAAUGGUUCCAUAUCUCUUAACAAAGCCAGAGAUUGUGAAGGUGGUUUGGAGAUUGGCUUGUCCAAGCCAAAGCUUCAAAUGGAUGCUUUUUCUACUGUUUUUUCACAGGUUCUUCACGAAUUCUUGGCAAAUUAGAUGGUAUACCUCGUUAUUUACAUUCGGUGGAUUUGAACUGUAUGUAAUUCUACACAUAAUUACACACACUACUCAUGUGUAUGUGUACUUAGUGAGUAAACUUUCACGUUUGUCGUAUGUUCAAAUUCGAAAUCAAUCAGUGUAAAGUUCAAAAUAAACAUCUUACGGAAGGACAAUGAACUUU